AUGGCAUCUUCGCCCAAGAAAGCCUCGCAGCGCCAAGGGUUUCGGACCAACGAGUUCAUCGUCUAUCCCGCCCACGGUGUCGGCCAGAUCACGGCCAUCGAGGAACAGGAAGUCGCAGGCCACACGCUGGAACUGUUCGUUAUCGAGUUCCAGAAGGACAAGAUGCGCCUGAAGGUUCCGGUUGCAAAGGCGCUGUCGAUCGGCAUGCGCAAACUCGCCGAAGGCGGUUUCGUCGACCGCGCGCUCAAGGUCCUUCAGGGCCGCGCCCGCAUCAAGCGGACCAUGUGGUCGCGCCGCGCGCAGGAGUAUGACGCCAAGAUCAAUUCCGGCGACCUGAUCUCGAUCGCCGAGGUCGUGCGCGACCUGUACCGCGCAGAGAACCAGCCGGAGCAAUCCUAUUCCGAGCGCCAGCUCUACGAGGCCGCGCUGGACCGCAUGGCGCGCGAAAUCGCGGCGGUGAAGAAGGUGUCGGAAACCGAGGCGGUGCGCCUCAUCGAAACCAAUCUCAAGCUUGGCCCUAAGCGGGCGAACAAGGCUGAAAACGACGAGGGCGGUUCGCAGGAACAGGCCGCCUGA
This is a messenger RNA of Effrenium voratum, 576 nucleotides long. The record is from the annotation of a GenBank genome assembly. Lineage: Eukaryota; Dinophyceae; Suessiales; Symbiodiniaceae.